UGUACAUGACUACAGUCUAACACACAGAACACACAGGAACUCUGGACCAGCAUUGCAGAUAUAACCUUAAACAGCUGCGCUCCUGAAUCUUCAGCUAUGACAAGGAACACGGUUCUCCUUCUUCUAAUCUCAGGGUUCUGCUCUCUGCCCCUUGAGAAUCUCUGCCUCCCUCAUGAGUAUCACUUUGUGAAUGUCGCGAAGAACUGGACUGAAGCCCAAAGUUACUGCAGAGAGAAAUACACAGAUUUGGCUACCGUGGGCAACCAAGAUGAAAUGAACACGGUAAUUAACAACGUGAGCAGUGUUUAUACUGGAGUCAUCUGGAUUGGCCUUUAUAAUGAUGCAAACAGCUGGCGGUGGUCCCUCGCAGACACUGGUUACUACGAUUCUGGGGAAACCAAAUACAGGAACUGGGAGGAUCUAGAACCAAACAAUUACCUUGGAGAUGAGACCUGCGUGGAGAUGCUCACCAGUGGGAGAUGGAACGAUCUUCUCUGUAAAGUGACAAGGCCUUUUGUUUGUUCUUAUGGGAGAAAUGUGACUAAUCAGAGAUAUAUUUUCAUUAAUCAAUACACGACAUGGAGUCAAGCUCAGGCUUACUGCAGAAUUCAUUACACAGACCUGGUGCUUGUGAGGAACCAGGAUGAAAAUGAAGAAAUACGUGAGCUAGUACAGGGACGACGGGUCUGGAUCGGUCUCUUCAGAGACUCCUGGAAGUGGUCAGAUCAGGGGAACUCGUCAUUCCGCUACUGGAAACAGACUCAACCUGAUAACUUCUACACCAACGAGUUCUGUGCCGUGGCGACUCUGACAAGAACAAGCAAUGGGACAUGGAGUGACAGGUCAUGUGAUCAAAAUCACCCAUUCCUCUGUUCUGGUGCACCGAAAAGCACUAUUGCUCCUCCGACCACAAACACAACUACUAAACGUACAACUUCAGUGCUUUCAACCACAAUGCAAAUAUCUACCGCGGUAUCAACCACUAAUCUGUCACCUGCCGUGAGCACAAAAACACAAUCGGCUCAUCAGCCCACACCACAAAAUCUGAUAAGCAAAGGGACACAUCUCCCAUGUGGCACAGGGGUGUGUUUCUGUGUCUAUUCCAUCUUCCUCUCAAUAUUCUUCCUUCUGUAGUGUGCCUAUAGAUAUGGAAAAGACCUGUUUAGAGUGACCUUGUGGCAAACUGGCAUCCCAUCCAGAGUGUGUCCCCUCCCCCUUCAGCCUUGUGCCCCGUGUUGCCGGGU
Molecule: messenger RNA, 1244 nt
Organism: Scleropages formosus (Asian bonytongue)
Lineage: Eukaryota; Metazoa; Chordata; Actinopteri; Osteoglossiformes; Osteoglossidae
Product: putative C-type lectin domain family 20 member A
Exons: 5
Coding region: 97-1134 (345 amino acids)
Source: RefSeq, a predicted model, not a curated record